CUGUUCCCUAUGUAUGUGUUCACAUUUGGUAAUCCCUCCAAGCCACCCCAAAUGUAAAUGCGAUGCAAUAGAGAGAGAGAAUCCCCCAAAACGCAGAGAGGGAAUUUAAUCUUUGUUGUCGUUAAUGGCGACUGGUUGGGUCAAAUCGUUACAAUGCAAAUCGAGAGCCUUCGAAGACGUUUACCACCCAAACCCGAAGAAACUCAACCACUUGCUCGCCUCUUCGAGUUGCAGAAAGAGCGUUCAGAACCUCAAGGACGUCGUCGACACCACCAAGAAGAAGCCCAGAAAAUCAAACCCACCAUCGCCCAACCUUCCAUCCAGUCUCAGACAUUCAGGAGCACCCAGUAAAGCUGAAUCCGGUUCAAACCCAUCGAACCGCGUUCGACGCAGUGUCUCCUCUCGUCCUGCCCGAACGCCGGAACCCUUUUUUCCGUCGUUGACGGAGCUGCCUGAGGGACACCCAUCUCGCAAUGUUGUGGAGAUAAUCUUCCACACGAGCUGGUCGCCUAAGGUAUUCUCCGGUCAGAUCGAUAUGAUGUUCAAGGUUCAACACCUGCCCAAGACGGUAGCUCGGUUCGAAGAGUAUAGAGAGAUGGUGAAGUCUCGUGCUAGUGGAGGCAAUCGGAAUAGCGACACCAGCAGCGGCGGAAGCAGCAGUAGUAGUAGUAGAGAGGAUGAUGAUGCGCGGUGUGUUGCGGAUGGAAAUGAGUUGAUGAGGUUCCACUGCCUGGGCCCCACCAAUGGUUGGAUCUAUGACGCCGGUGGCAUGUGUACCUUUUCCGGCAAAGAUUCGGCUAUAUGUACUUUCUCCGGCAGCGGAGUAGCUCACGAGUGCGCCGGCGGAGGGAAAGGUAGGAGGGCUAUGUUGGUGUGCCGAGUCAUCGCAGGUAGAGUGUGUAAGCAGCUUGGGCUUGGGUUGCAGCUGAACCACUUUUUGGAAGGCCGAGUUGGGUUUGACUCGGUGAGUUGGGACAAUGGAGAGCUCCUGGUAUUUGAUUCCCGGGCGGUAUUGCCUUGUUUUCUUAUCAUCUAUAAAUUAUAAA
Messenger RNA from Telopea speciosissima, 1046 nucleotides. RefSeq lists its product as uncharacterized. The transcript has a single exon. NCBI's taxonomy places the organism in Eukaryota, Viridiplantae, Streptophyta, Magnoliopsida, Proteales, Proteaceae. The coding region runs from base 125 to 1045 and encodes 306 amino acids. The record is from RefSeq and is a predicted model, not a curated record.